AUGGACUCGAGGAUCUCCGGCAAAGAUUUUAAUCAGACCAAAUGGACGGCUGACCUUAGAAAGAAUGCCUCGGAUACCGUAGAGGAAGUUGCGGGACGAAUCGGCGAAAUGUAUUUGCACAACGGAAAUUAUCUUCAAUCGAAAUACUCUUAUUCUCCAUAUCAAUACCUGCCGUUUCCAAGCACGUCGACGAAUACGGCGUCGGAUGCCGGCGGCGUCAAAUCCGCCGACGUCUCGAAGCGAUUCCGAGACACGUCGAUUCAAUAUUCGGAUAAUGACACGGUAGCGAUUGCUGGCGACGAUUUGAGCAAUGUGCCGGCAUCGGUAAUUAUACAAUUAGAGAAAGCUAAUAGGACAAUUGCUGCGCAAAAUGUUGAAAUUGAAAGGCUUCGCUCGUUUCAAGACCAAAAUGUGGAAACGAAACUGCUUCGGAAACAAGUCGCCGAGCUCGAAAAGGAAAUGCGCGCGAGUCGCGAGCGUUUCUUGGAGCAAGAGGAGUUGCUGGCGGAGAUGAGCCGAGAAAUGGACAGUCUUCUGCGUGACAAAAUGCAUAUGCAGGCGUCGCUUCAUGAAAUUGAAAGAAAAUACAAAAAAGCGAAAAUGGCGAGUAAAGAAUUAGCAAGAAUCCUAGAGAAUGAUAUGUGCUCGACGUCAAUGCUCAAUGGAUUUGAGUCCGAGAAUGAGGAUGACGGAGGAAUGAGAAGAAGCGAUGAUAGUUUGUUGAAGCGUUCGCGACAACUCUCCCGGCAAAAAGAAGAGGAGGAUUUAAAGGAUAAAUGCGAAAGAGCAAUUGAAAAAGCGGAGCAGAGAAGAAAAAACGAGCAAACGGCAAAAGCCGAAAAGGAUUCGCGAGAAAUGAUGGAAAGAAUAUUGAUAGAGAACGAGAACCUCGUAGUGGAAAUUGAAAGGGAACGUCGAACUGCAAUGUCGUUGCAAGAAGAUCUUGAGAAGAACAGAAGAAUUAUUCUUGAUCGCGACGAGACGAUUGUCGAUCUUAAAGAGAAGCUGAGUAAAGCGGAAACAAAAGCGCAACAAUGCGAAACCGAUUUGUCGCGAACUUGUACCGACCUGGCACUGGAACGCGCUCGAUGUGAUGCUCUUACAUUGGAGCUGCACGAGCUAGACACGUUAUUCUCGCAAACACAUUCAACGGUUCAAGCGUACGCUAUCCAGAAUGAGCAGCUUGAAGAGAAAUGCCGAAGUGCUAAUCAAACCAUCAUAUCGCUUAAUGCUAAACUAGAAGCCCAAGGAAUCGAUUUGGUGGCGACCAAGAAGACGUUGCGAGCGAUUCGAGAUUCAACGAAAUGA
This is a messenger RNA of Caenorhabditis bovis, 1308 nucleotides long. NCBI's taxonomy places the organism in Eukaryota, Metazoa, Nematoda, Chromadorea, Rhabditida, Rhabditidae. The record is from the annotation of a GenBank genome assembly.